UGUGGUACAAAAUCAGCACGAGUGCAUCCUUCCCUUUGUGCAAGUGAAAGGGAACUUUGCUAGGCUGCAGGCCUGCAUCUCAGAACUCCGCAUGUUCCAGAGAGAAGGCUGUUUCAGACCACCCGGCCUUUGUCUGCACCUGGCAGUACAGGAUGGGCUCCAGCAGUUCAAACAGUACAGCAGACAUGUGACCACAGGCGCUUCUCUGAGCUACACUUCCCUGGAGAUUACUGUUCUGACUUCCCUGCCUGGAAAAGAGGUGGUCAAACAAUUGGAGGAAGGAUUGAAAGAUACGGACCUAGUAAGGGUCAGGAGACUUCAGGUGGUUGAGAUCACAAAGGGAGUCCUAGAGUAUAUGGACUCAGUGUCCCCGGCUGAAGAGCCUAGCAGUGAUGAGAGUUCUAUCCUGGGAACUGACAUUGACCUUCAGACUAUAGACAAUGAUGUUGUCAGCAUGGAGAUCUUCUUCAAAGCCUGGCUACAUAACAAUGGAACAGACCAAGAGCAUAUCCAUCUUCUUCUUCCUUCACGAUGUUUCAGCAACAUUUCCAGAGCCAGAGAUGAUUCAAUGUGCCUGAAAUGUGAUCUCCAAGAGCGACUCCUCAGCCCAUCCCUUCUCCCUGGCACAGCUGAUGGCUCCUUGAGAAUGGAUGACCCCAAAGGAGACUUCAGCACACUCUACCAGAUGGCCUCCCAGUCGUCAGCCUCUCGUUACAAGCUCCGGGUGAUAAAGGCUCUAAAUUCCAAUGGGAUCUGCGAGUCAUUGACAUAUGGACUGCCCUUCAUCCUCAGACCCACAAGCUGUUGGCAGCUGGACUGGGAUGAGCUGGAGACAAAUCAGCAGAACUUCCAUGCCUUGUGUCACAGCCUGCUGAAAAGAGAAUGGCUGCUGUUGGCCAAAGGGGAGCCCCUGAGCGGAGGACACAGCCUGAGACAGCCUGCCAACACCUUCUAUGUGAUUGUGCCAUCACGCUCCCCCACUCUGCUGGUGAAGGCAGUGGCCACUCGGGAACUGAUGCUGCCCAGCCCCUUCCCCCUGCUGCCUGAGAACCCACCUGAUGACAGCCUUAAGAUUGUGGAGAGCGUGCUGGACAGCCUGGAACUAGAGCCCAUCUACAACCCCUUGCAGGCUUGGAGCCACCUGUACUCACAUCUGAGCAACACCUUUAUCAAGCCUCAGGACCGGCUCCACCCAAGCUGGGAGAGCCGGGCCCUGAGAAAGGCCUUCCCUGCCAUGCGACAUGUCAGAACCCGCCCAUGGAGCCCAUGGGGGCUGCUGCUGUCCCUGCUGUGCAGCUCCUGCCUGGGGUCUCCAUCCCCGGCCACGACCCCCGAGGACAGGGCUGGCAGCCAGGGGCUGCGGUUCCGGCUGGCCGGCUUCCCCAGGAAGCCCUUCGAGGGCCGCGUGGAGAUCCAGCGAGCUGGCGAGUGGGGCACCAUCUGCGAUGACGACUUCACCCUUCAGGCUGCCCAUGUCCUCUGCCGGGAGCUGGGCUUCACGGAGGCCACAGGCUGGACCCACAGUGCCAAAUACGGCCCUGGAACAGGCCGCAUCUGGCUGGACAACCUGAGCUGCAGUGGGACUGAGCAGAGUGUGACUGAAUGUGCCUCCCGGGGCUGGGGGAACAGUGACUGUACCCACGAUGAGGAUGCUGGAGUCAUCUGCAAGGACCAGCGCCUCCCCGGCUUCUCAGAUUCGAAUGUCAUUGAGGUAGAACAGCACCUGCAAGUGGAGGAGGUGCGACUUCGACCGGCCGUGGGGCGGGGCAGGCGGCCCCUGCCAGUGACCGAGGGACUGGUCGAAGUCAGGCUUCCCGACGGCUGGUCGCAACUGUGUGACAAAGGCUGGAGCGCCCAGAACAGCCACGUGGUCUGCGGGAUGCUGGGCUUCCCUAGCGAAAAGAGGGUCAACACGGCCUUCUACAGGCUGCUGGCCCAGCGGCAGCAACACUCCUUUGGUCUGCAUGGGGUGGCGUGCGUGGGCACCGAGGCCCACCUCUCCCUCUGCUCCUUGGAGUUCUAUCGUGCCAAUGACACCACCAGGUGCCCUGGGGGGGCCCCUGCGGUGGUGAGCUGUGUGCCAGGCCCUCUCUACGCAGCAUCCAGUGGCCAGAAGAAGCAUCAACAGUCGAAGCCUCAGGGGGAGACCCGAGUGCGUCUAAAGGGUGGGGCCCACCCUGGAGAGGGCCGGGUGGAAGUCCUGAAGGCCAGCACGUGGGGCACAGUCUGUGACCGCAAGUGGGACCUGCAGGCAGCCAGCGUGGUGUGUCGGGAGCUGGGCUUCGGGAGUGCUCGAGAGGCUCUGAGUGGUGCCCGCAUGGGGCAGGGCAUGGGUGCCAUCCACUUAAGUGAAGUUCGAUGCUCUGGACAGGAACCCUCCCUCUGGAAGUGCCCCCACAAGAAUAUCACAGCCGAGGACUGUUCCCAUAGCCACGAUGCUGGAGUCCGAUGCAACCUGCCCUACACUGGGGUAGAGACCAAGAUCCGACUCAGUGGGGGCCGCAGCCGACAUGAGGGGCGAGUGGAGGUGCAAAUAGGGGGACCUGGGUCCCUUCGCUGGGGCCUCAUCUGUGGGGAUGACUGGGGGACACUGGAGGCCAUGGUGGCCUGUAGGCAACUUGGACUGGGCUAUGCCAACCAUGGCCUGCAGGAGACCUGGUACUGGGACUCAGGGAAUACCACAGAGGUGGUGAUGAGUGGAGUGCGCUGCACAGGGUCUGAGCUGUCCCUGGACCAAUGUGCUCAUCACAGCACCCACAUUGCCUGCAAGAGAACAGGAACCCGCUUCACUGCUGGAGUCAUCUGUUCUGAGACUGCAUCAGAUCUGCUGCUGCACUCGGCCCUGGUGCAGGAGACGGCCUACAUCGAGGACCGGCCCCUGCACAUGCUCUACUGCGCCGCCGAAGAGAACUGCCUGGCUCGCUCGGCCCGCUCAGCCAACUGGCCCUACGGCCACAGGCGUCUCCUCCGGUUCUCCUCCCAGAUCCACAACCUGGGACGAGCAGACUUCAGGCCCAAGGCUGGGCGUCAUUCCUGGGUGUGGCAUGAGUGUCACGGGCACUACCACAGCAUGGACAUCUUCACCCACUAUGAUAUCCUGACCCCCAACGGCACCAAGGUGGCUGAGGGCCACAAAGCUAGUUUCUGUCUAGAAGACACUGAAUGUCAGGAAGAUGUCUCCAAGAGGUAUGAGUGUGCCAACUUUGGAGAGCAGGGCAUUACUGUGGGUUGCUGGGAUCUCUACCGGCAUGACAUCGACUGCCAAUGGAUUGACAUCACAGAUGUGAAGCCAGGAAACUACAUUCUGCAGGUGGUCAUCAACCCCAAUUUUGAAGUAGCAGAGAGCGACUUCACCAACAAUGCAAUGAAAUGUAACUGCAAAUACGACGGGCACCGCAUCUGGGUGCACAACUGCCACAUUGGCGAUGCCUUCAGUGAAGAGGCCAACCGGAGGUUUGAGCGCUACCCUGGCCAGACCAGCAACCAGAUCGUCUAAGGUGCCGCCACCCUCCUCCACAAACCACCACUGGCCCCUAAGGGCGGGGGUCUGAGGCUGCCAUUACCUCAGGAGCUUACCAAGGAACCCCUGACGUCAGCAGGCCAGCCGCACUCAUCCAGUGUGUGCUACGGAUGUGGACUGUCAAGCCGAGGUUAUCGCCCUCCUUCCUAGGCCAGCUGCCGGAUCUGUGGCCAAGCGUGGGGAAUUUUUGCUCCCAGGCCCAGCACUGAGCCAAGCACAAGACAAAGAGCAGCACCUGAUUAACUGCCCAGAACAACAGACAGCAGCAGCUGGUUUUCUUGAAUAGGGAGGUCAGAAUGGUCAGCUCCAGUAUCUCCCCUCAGCUGAGAGGGGAUACAGCUUUACCUCUAGCCUUUUUGUGGGGGAAAAGAUCAGUACCCCCCUUAUUUUUGACUAUAACAUGAUGCUAGGU
Messenger RNA from Callorhinus ursinus (northern fur seal), 3932 nucleotides. NCBI's taxonomy places the organism in Eukaryota, Metazoa, Chordata, Mammalia, Carnivora, Otariidae. The record is from RefSeq and is a predicted model, not a curated record.